UCUUUGUUAAGCGUCUGUGGAUUAAUGUGUGCCCACUGCCGUAGAAGAAAGCGGUGAAACUGCUUAAAAUUACGGAAUUUUUGAUUCUCUAAAGCCUGAUAUGGCGACCGACAGAAGGAAGGGGAGCAUGGAGUCCUCCAGGUCGCCUCGAAGCUCCAAACAUCAUCACUCAAGAUCGCGGUCACGCUCAAGAGACAGAAAACGUGACAAGAAGCACAGGCUGAGUCGGAGCAGGAGUAAAGAGGCGCGAAGGAAGGACUUGGAGGACAGGCCCUCGAAACAGCAGAAGUCGGAGGAGCAGCGGGAGCAGACAGACAGGGCCCGGGAGAGGCUGUCUGAGAACGGAGAGGAGCGGCACAGGCGCAAGGACGGCAGGGCACCCAGGGGCCGGAGCCACUCCAGGUCACGCUCCCGUGAGAGACAUCAUCGCAGUAGAAGCAGGGAGCGGAAACGGUCGCGUUCGCGCAGCCGGGACAGGCGAUCGAGGAGCCGAGACAGGAGGCGGCGCGGGAGGUCACGCUCCGGGUCACGCCCCAGGCACAGAAGUCGCAGCCGCAGCAAGAGCAGGGAAAGGAAGAAGAGGAGUGAGAAAUUGCGCAAACGCAGCAGGAGCCGCAGCAGGUCGGCUAGCCCCCCGGCCUUCCGCGGCAGGAACACUGCCAUGGACGCGCAGGAGGCCUUGGCCAGAAGAUUGGAAAGAGCAAAGAAGAUACAGGAGCAGAAGGAGAAGGAAAUGCUAGCAAUGCAAAAGCAGCAGGAGCUUGUUCCUGGAUGCGCUGCAGGGCCGUCGGUACCCAGUCCCCUGUCGUGCGACGCCGUAGCUGCGGCCACCAACAGCGCUGUCCUGAACGUGGCAGCCCUCCUGGCCUCGGGGACGCAGGUCACGCCCCAGAUCGCCAUGGCUGUACAGAUGGCGGCCCUGCAGGCCAAGGCGUUGGCCGAGACUGGCAUGGCCGUGCCCAGCUACUACAACCCCUCCGCCGUCAACGCCAUGAAGCUGGCAGAGCAGGAGAAGAAGAGGAAGAUGCUUUGGCAGGGCAAAAAGGAAGGGGACAAGUCACAGACAGCUGAGCUGUGGGAGAAACUAAGCUUUGGAAACAAGGACCAAAAUACUAAAUUCCGCAAGCUGAUGGGCAUUAAAGACGAAGAAGGAAGCGGCCCAAACCUCAUGGAUGACGAAAGCCUGCGAACCCUGAAGCAGCAGGAAGAGGUGUUCCGGAACCUGGACGCCCAGUAUGAAAUGGCCAGGUCCCAGACGCACACCCAGAGGGGUAUGGGACUGGGGUUCUCCUCAGCCUUCUCCUCGCGUGGGAUGGACACGUUAUGAGGCAGUGCUUCGUCUCCCCUGCAUAGCUUCUCCACAAUGCCGGACACUGUUAAAGCAUUUUUUGAUCUAGUCCAUUAGCUUGCACGGAUGUUGC
Messenger RNA from Megalops cyprinoides (Indo-Pacific tarpon), 1421 nucleotides. Its product is annotated as arginine/serine-rich coiled-coil protein 2-like. The record is from RefSeq and is a predicted model, not a curated record. Bases 101 to 1327 code for a protein of 408 amino acids. The transcript has 10 exons. Lineage: Eukaryota; Metazoa; Chordata; Actinopteri; Elopiformes; Megalopidae.